CCCAGAGAUCGGUGCUCCUCCGUUCAGUCUGCGCCUCGGUGGAAGGACCCUGCCAGCACCCCUGUUUCAAAUCCUGAUUUUUCUGAGUUCCCCCACCCCACCCCUCUGAUUCUGGGGGGAAACCUGGAGCGGUUUGGGAAGCACCAUGGUGUGGUGCCGGUGCUUCAUGUCUGAGGAGGAAAAAAAUGCCAUGAUGAUCGAUAAAGAAAUCAGCCGGCUACUUCAAGAACAAAAGAAACGGGACCGGUGGGAGUUAAAGCUGCUGUUGUUGGGCACUGGGGAAGGUGGAAAAAGCACCUUCAUCAAACAGAUGAGGAUUAUCCACGGAGUGGGAUUCACGGAAGACGAGCGGAAGGACUUUGCGAAAGUGGUGUAUCAAAACAUCUUCACCUCUAUCCAGGCAAUCAUCAGAGCUAUGGAGAGCCUGCAGAUUCCUUACGGCCAGGAGGAGAAUGCACAAAACGCCCGGCAGCUCCUGAGCGUAGAUGCCUAUAAAGUGGUCUCCCUGGACCCCCACCACGCCAGGAUCAUUGGUGGCCUCUGGAAGGAUGCCGGCAUCAGGACCUGUUAUAAGAGGAGAAGCAAAUUCCACCUGCUCGAUUCGACGUCCUACUUCCUUUCGAAUCUGGACCGCAUUGCUUCUGAGGGGUAUGUGCCAAGUGCCCAGGAUAUCUUGAGAACCCGUGUGCCCACGACGGGCAUUAACGAGUACUGCUUCUCGAUGCAAAAGGUGACGUUAAGGAUCGUUGAUGUUGGCGGGCAGAAAACCGAACGCCGGAAGUGGAUCCACUGUUUCGAAAACGUGAUUGCCUUAAUCUAUUUGGCCUCUCUGAGCGAGUAUGACCAGUCACUGGAGGAGAAUAAUAGCGAAAACCGAAUGAGGGAGAGUUUAGAUCUCUUCAGGACAAUUCUGGAGCUGCCUUGGUUCUGGAACACCUCCAUUAUUCUCUUCCUGAACAAAGUGGAUAUCCUGGAGGAGAAAAUCCUCACCUCGGAUCUGGCUGCCUAUUUCCCCACUUUCCCAGGUCCCAAGCAAGACGUUCACGCGGCCAAAGGCUUCAUCCUGGAGAUGUACAGCGACAUCUUCCAUCAAUUUCUCGAUGGCUCUCUUUGUGGCAGUUCCCCUUCUGCCUUCAGACCCCGGUUCCUUUACCACCAUUACACCUGCGCCACUGACACGCAGAACAUCUGCGCGGUUUUCACCGAUAUCAAGGACGCCGUUUUGGCAAGCUACCUGGAGGAGUUCAGCUUGGUUUGAAGAAGCCGGCUCCAGGUGCAUCACGGAAUUGCUGGGCGUGCAAUCCAGAUGUUGCGUCGGUCAUGAGACAACCGGGCUUUCGAGAAGCUGAAUUCACAAGGGAGCAUUCUUGUUGUGGGGUGCCAGGGUGGGAAAAGUUACUUUGUCAUAUCCUUGACUCUGUCUUCCCGUGAGAAUCUUGGAUGGAAUCUGGUUUCUCACCGCUGGGAAGGAUUUUUUAUUUUGAAAUAACAUUGCAGCUGCACCACUGGACAGAAGAUGUACAAC
Molecule: messenger RNA, 1525 nt
Organism: Pseudonaja textilis
Lineage: Eukaryota; Metazoa; Chordata; Lepidosauria; Squamata; Elapidae
Source: RefSeq, a predicted model, not a curated record